Spirometra erinaceieuropaei is the source of this 1140-nucleotide messenger RNA. The record is from the annotation of a GenBank genome assembly. Lineage: Eukaryota; Metazoa; Platyhelminthes; Cestoda; Diphyllobothriidea; Diphyllobothriidae.
AUGAUAAACGACACUCCAAAAUCGCAAACUAAGUUGCGAAGUGAUAAUGGCAGUACACUCUCAUCAUUGAUAACUACCCAGCUGAAGAACAAUGACCAGCUCACUGGCAGAGUAGAAGCUGUCCGAUCUCCACCACAGAAGAAGGUAAAAGGAUUCGACAUAGAAAAGACUACCGCAUGGAUGGAAACCUCAGAGGAAAUCGCGGAGAAUAUGACAAGGCAUGAUAUUAAUCCGCCGCAGAAGAGCAGAAAGCAGACGCUCACUGCCCCCCGCAAUGUGACCGAGGAGAACCAAGGAAUUAAUAAUAAGACUCAGACCGUUCACAUGCAACUGAGGUCACAUCAAAAGAAGCAGUUAAAUCAAAGGGGACUGACGACUGAAAAGAGAGAGACGGAAAUCGGACGACUUCGGAGUACUCGAAGAAAGGAACUUCCUAGGGUGGAAAAGCAGAGCUCGUCUGAGCAAUCGACAGAAACCUCCAGCGCCAGCGUAGACACAGACGCGGCAAAUGCGAAUAUCCUCUGUAUUGACAUAAAAGACAGGAGCAGUAUUGCCCCAAACACGAUACCAUUAGCUGCAGAAAAGAUCCCUGGAGUGGAUGGCAACCAGAAUGUCGUCAUGAAUGGUUCGCCAGGAACUCCCAAGUCACCAACAUCACGCAACCAAGACCGGCCGCUCCGAGAACAGUGCCUAAUAAUACAGCGACUUCAGGAGCCGCAAGCAGAUACACCUAAAGAACGCGUAUUAGCUGAUCUCAGCUUGUUCCAAGGUCUUCUAAACACACUGCUUCAACCCGACGAAGAAAUUUCCGUGUUGAAAGCCUUCAGACUCGGAAAGCGCUCUACUGAACCCGCUAUUCCACCGCAUCCUAGGCCCCUUAAAAUUGUUCUGAGUUGCAAAGAGCAUGUUGAUCUCAUCCUCUCAAGACGUUUUAGGUUAAAAUAUUCCCACCAAGGAGGUUUUUUUCAGCCGGAUUACACACCACCGGAGCGGAUAAAACGCCGACAGUUAGUUCAGGAGCUAAGGCUGCGACAAAUGAAUGGCGAACAAGGCCUGGUUAUCUACAACAACUGCAUAAUCGAGCGACCGCCCGUGCGUAUGUCGCCACAGCCGAGACAAUUGGCAAAGGCGGCGUCAUAG